This is a messenger RNA of Tetranychus urticae (two-spotted spider mite), 3879 nucleotides long. Its product is annotated as intracellular coagulation inhibitor 2-like. Gene Ontology annotation, molecular function: serine-type endopeptidase inhibitor activity. The record is from RefSeq and is a predicted model, not a curated record. Lineage: Eukaryota; Metazoa; Arthropoda; Arachnida; Trombidiformes; Tetranychidae. Gene Ontology annotation, biological process: negative regulation of endopeptidase activity.
AUAGAAUAUUUUGCUUUAUAGCUUAUUCUUUCACACCCUUCAUUCUCGCAAAUAAAUCUCAUCUUUAAUUGCAAACUUUCUCAUUUGUUUUAACCAUGUCCCAAUUAAGUCAGUCUAGUAUUGAUUUCGGUUUGAAUUUCUUAAAACAAAUUAGUUCUCAAUGUGAUUCAAAAAAUAUACUUUUAUCGCCUUUAAGUGUUAUUACUGGUUAUUGUAUGGUAUUGGAUGGAGCCGCUGGUGAAACAGAGCAACAGAUCAAAAAGGUUCUCAACUUGGAUAAAAUAAAUGACCAAUCGGAAGAUAUUUCUGGUUUAAUCAAACAGGUUAUUGAAAGCUAUCUGAAACCUGCAACUGCUGGAUCGAGGCAAGAAUCCAUUCUAAAGUUUGGUAAUUUACUUAUGGCCAAUAAAGAUGACAAAUUUCAGAAAGCUUAUGUUCAAAGUCUGAAGACAAAUUAUUUUGCUGAAGCAUUUAAUGAGGAUUUUACUUUUGGCCGAAAAAUAGUGGAAAAAGUGAAUUCUUGGGUUUCUAAUAAUACAAAAAAUAAGAUCACUUCUAUUCUCAAUGAGCCUCCAAGUCCACUUGAUGUUCUGUUUCUAGUGAACACAAUCUAUUUCGAAGGGGAGUGGUUGAAGUCUUUCUCUAAAGAUCGUACGAAAGAUGAUAUAUUCAACAAUUCAGAUGGAACGACAAUUAAGACCAAGAUGAUGACCAUGUCAGGAGAAUUCUUUAACUAUGUUGAACGACUUGAUAAACAAUUAAAGAUUGUCGAGCUUCCAUAUGUUGGAAAUAUCAGCAUGAUAUUGAUUCUCCCAACUCAGGACAACAAUUUAAAAAAGAUGAUUGAUAGUUUGGACUCAACUGAGCUUUCCAGUUUGAUGGAGUCUAUGAAAAAGACGCGUUUGGAUACUUUAACAAUACCGAAAUUCAAACUGGAAGAUAUCCAUCAACUACACAAAAUUUUACCAAACAUGGGAAUGACGCGACCAUUUAAAAAAGCUGAUGCUGAAUUUCCAAGAAUUACUGAAGAGUCUUUACCAUUAUACAUAUCACAAUCAAUACAAAAAGCUGUAAUUGAAGUAUUUGAAAAAGGCACUAUAGCGACAGCGGCAACUGUAGUUAACAUAAAACUAAAGGGUAAAACUUGUUCUUCAUUCAGAAUGCCACUCAUCACAUUUAUAGCUGAUCGACCUUUUAUGUUCUUUAUUCGUGAUAACAAAAGUGGAGUCAAUCUAUUCAUGGGUCAAUUGAGUAAAAUGACACGCCAACAAUUGAAAAUGUCACAAUUAAGCAAGCCCAGUAUUGAUCUUGGUUUGGACUUCUUGAAAAAAGUUGGUUCUGAUUCAACCAAUUUACUUUUGUCACCAUUAAGUAUUAUCAUGGCCUAUGGAAUGGCACUCGAAGGAGCCGCUGGUGAAACUGAAAAACAAAUCAGAACAGGCCUGAAUGUGGAUAAAGUUGAUAGCCAACAAGUAGAUGUUUCAAAAAUAAUCAAACAGCUUAUGGAAAAAUAUCUGAAGAAUAAGGACUCUGCUUCUGAGAAAAAAUGCUUAUUAGAGUUUGGCAAUUUACUUAUGGCUAAAAAAGAUUUCAGGCUUCAAAAGACUUUUGUUCAAAACUUACAAACUAACUAUUCUGCCAAUGCAUUCAAUGAGGAUUUUACUGAUGGCCAAAAUAUUCUAGAAAAAGUCAACUCUUGGGUUUCUGAAGCUACAAGAAAUAAAAUUUCAACGAUUCUCAACGAACCACCAGAACCUGACGCUGUGUGUUUGCUAGUAAAUACAAUUUAUUUCGAAGCUAAUUGGCUAAAACCUUUUGAUGAAGAUUCUACAGAAGAGAAGAUAUUCACCAAUUCAGAUGGAUCAACAACUAAGGUUAAGAUGAUGACUCUUUCAGAUGAUACCUUUAACUUUGCAGAAUGUCCUGAAAAAAAAUUAAAGAUUGUCGAGAUUCCAUAUUUUGCAAAUAUUAGCAUGGUAUUGAUCCUUCCAACUGGUGACAACAACCUAAAAAAGAUGCUUGAAAAUUUGGACUCAACUGAGCUUUCCAGUUUGAUAGACUCCAUGUCAAGAACACGUUUGGGUACUUUAACUAUACCGAAAUUCAAACUGGAAGAUAUUCAUCAACUACACAAAAUUUUACCAAGCAUGGGAAUGACUCGACCAUUCCAAAUGAAUGCUGAAUUUCCAAGAAUCACUGAAGGUUCUUUACCAUUAUACAUUUCAAAAUCAAUACAAAAAGCCUUGAUUGAAGUCACUGAGGCUGGUACCGUAGCAACUGCGGCAACUCAAGUUGAAUUCAUGUUGGGAUGUUCACUUUACUCACCACAGCCGCAAAAAGUGUUUAAUUUUAUAGCAGAUCGGCCAUUUCUUUUCUCCAUUCGUGAUAAUCUAACAAAAGUCAAUCUAUUCAUGGGCCAAUUGAAUAGUAUAACUUCCAAGCAGAUUAUGUUAAAUUGUUUUAAGAGGAAACGAGAAGCUGCUGCUGAUGUAAGUAUAGACAUGAUGGUUGAACAAGUUGAAAAAUCAGCUCAAUUGAUUACAUCAAGUGCCGGAACAGCUUUAAAGACUCAAUCAAUAUCUGAUGUAUCAUUUGUUUUAACCAUGUCCCAACUAAGUAAGCCUAGUAUUGAUUUCGGAUUGAAUUUCUUAAAACGAAUUAGCUCUCAAUGUGAUUCAAAAAAUAUACUUUUAUCGCCGUUAAGUGUUAUUACUGCCUAUUGUAUGGUAUUGGAUGGAGCCGCUGGUAAAACAGAGCAACAGAUCAAAAAGGUUCUCAAUUUGGAUAAAAUAAAUGACCAAUCGGAAGAUAUUUCUGGCUUAAUCAAACAGGUUAUUGAAAGCUAUCGGAUACCUGCAACUGCUGGAUCGAGACAAAAAUUCAUUCUAAACUUUGGUAAUUUACUUAUGGCCAAUAAAGAUGAAAAGUUUCAGAAAGCUUAUGUGCAAAAUCUGAAGACUAAUUAUUUUGCUGACGCAUUUAAUGAGGAUUACAAAGAGGGCCAACAAAUUGUGGAAAAGAUUAAUUCGUGGGUUUCUAAUAACACAAAAAAUAAGAUCACUUCUAUUAUCAAUGAGCCUCCAAGUCCUCUUGAUGUUCUUUACCUAGUGAACACAAUCUAUUUCGAAGGAAAAUGGUUGAUGCCUUUCUCUAAAGAUUGUACAAAAGAUGAUAUAUUCCACAAUUCAGAUGGAACGACAGUCAAGACCAAGAUGAUGACCCUUUCAGGAGAAAGCUUCAACUAUGUUAACCGACAUGAUAAACAAUUAAAGAUUGUCGAGCUUCCAUAUGUUGGAAAUAUUAGCAUGAUAUUGAUCCUUCCAACUGAAGACAACAAUUUAAAAAAGGUGAUUGAUGAUUUGGACUCAACUGAGCUUUCCAGUUUGAUGGAGUCUAUGAAAAAGACGUAUUUGGAUACUUUAAUUAUACCGAAAUUCAAACUGGAAGAUAUUCAUCAACUACACAAUAUUUUACCAAAAAUGGGAAUGACUGCACCAUUUCAAAAGGAUGCUGAAUUUCCAAGAAUUACUGAAGAGCCUUUACCAUUAUACAUAUCAAAAUCAAUACAAAAAGCUGUAAUUGAAGUAUUUGAAGAAGGCACUAUAGCGUCUGCGGCAACUGUGGUUGAAGGACUCUUUAUGCUAGCUUGUUCUCCAUUCAGUACACCACUCAUCACAUUUAUAGCUGAUCGACCUUUUAUGUUCUUUAUUCGUGAUAACAAAAGUGGAGUCAAUCUAUUCAUGGGUCAAUUGAAUAACAUGAGCCACCAACAGUUUCUUUGAAAUUUACUGUACUUUGAUACCGCAUCAGUGCGAAACUUAUUGUAAAUUGUAAACAAUUUUAUAAGAAUAAACUCAACAUAAAAUUUACAAAGUUUAA